This is a messenger RNA of Phyllotreta striolata, 1326 nucleotides long. The record is from the annotation of a GenBank genome assembly. Lineage: Eukaryota; Metazoa; Arthropoda; Insecta; Coleoptera; Chrysomelidae.
AUGGCCUUAUUCGAGUUAAUAUGCAGUUUGAUGAUAAUAUUCGUCCAUGCCGGAAGAAUCCCAUCAAUUCAGCCUACCCUAACCCAAAACACAUUCUACACAGCCAUUAAUAAUACAUGUACCAACGCAUCGGAACUGAUGAAACAAGAAAACGAAGUAUUCAAAAAUUGCAUAAACCUCGCAGAAAUCACAAAAACCGCACAACUAACAUCCAAUAACACGCAAAACGUCAAAUGCCUGCUCUACUACGAUCGCAUAAUGGCCUACUGCAAAUCGAACACCAGCCAAAUUCACUAUCCUACAUUAGAGGAAACCAGCACAUCGUACAACCUUUCGGAGAUAUGCCAAGGCGUCGCUAAUUACUCCAAAAACCUGUUUAAACCCGAUGGUAUCUCACCGUACCGUUGCAUACUCUUAUGCGGCAAUCUCGACGAGAAAUUCGCCCCCGAAUGUUUACUCGCACACUAUUAUCACACUCGAUUAAAUCCUACUUCGGAUAAGCAACCGGUUAUACAGCCAAUUACGCAACAAAUGAACGAACCGAGUAAUGAGAAACCUGUGCCAGAUACUAAACCUAAAAUGGCGGUCACACCCGAUCCUCCUAAACCUGAAGCUAAUACUGAUGAUGAUACCAAGGAAAAACCGAAAACGUUGAACGAAUCUGUCGCACCUAAGAAACCGGAAAACGAAAUCAAACCGUUGGUAGCGGUCGAACCUGCGAAACAAUCGGAGCCAUCGGAACCCGAUAAAGAACCGAAAGAACCGAUCCCCGAAGAACCCACUAACAAAGCAGAUGUCCCAAUCAAGCCCGCUCUAACGGUACCAACCACCAAAGCCCCCGUACAGGAACCCCCCGAAGUCUCCAUCGACAAACAGAAACCCCCACCGCUCGAACCCGACAACGAAAUGGAAGAGCAGGGGAACCUGAACUACAACAACCCCGACGACGACACCAUCCCCUUGGACAAUCAACAACAACCUCCCGCAGAGGAAGAAUUUGUGAUUGUAGAAAAAGAAAAACCGAUGCCCGAUAAGAAGCCCGAUACUCUCCAAGAGAACCCAAUCAACGUGGAAAAUGCGGAGGAAAUCGACGGGGAAUCGUACUUCAUGUCCUAUUUCAUGGUUGUUUGCGUACUGGUCGUUUUGGGUUACGUCGGGUACCACAAUAGAGUUAAGGUAAUGGCCCUUAUGUUGGAGGGAAAGAGAAACCGGAGACAAUACAGAGGCCGAAGACCGAAUUCCGCUAAUUAUCACAAAUUAGACAGCAAUCUGGAGGAGGCCAUUUCUUCGAACGUCACGAAAACUUCUACGAAUGUUAUUUAUUAA